AGAGAGAAAGAGAGAGAGAGGAAGCGGAGGGACGCCAAGCGAGCCUCUUCCAGGACAGGUAUUCACAAAUUUCCCCAUUACCACCAAAGAAAAUGACUGCAUCAUCUCUUGCAAUAAGAGUGGAAACCUGGCUAUCAUCUACAUGGCAUGUGAAGGUCCCAGCACGUUGGAUAGAAGCUUGCAUUGAUUGGAUUCAACAAGAAAAUGGUGGUUUACAUUUGGCCCAAGCUUCUCUUAAUAAACAAGUUUUUGAGCAAUGGCUUCUAACAGAUCUCAGGGAUCUCGAACAUCCUGUUCUUCCUGAUCGCAUUUUAAAUGAUCCAAAAGGAGAACUGAAUGGCUUUUAUUCCAUACAGAUCGAUUCACUUGUUGACGUCAGCCAGCCUGCUUAUUCUCAAUUGCAAAAGUUGAGAGGGAAGAAUACUACAAAUGAGGAAAUUACUAACAGUACACAAGGAACUUUGAGACCCUGGGAGGCAAAGCCUUCUCGAAUGCUGAUGUUGCAACUGACCGAUGGUGUACAUCACAUUCAAGCUAUGGAAUACCAUCCUGUCCCUGUUCUCCAUUGCGAUCUCCCUCCAGGGACAAAAGUCAUGAUACAAGGGAAGGUUGUGUAUCGUUUAGGUGUCCUCCUGCUUAAAUCAGAAAAUGUGAAAUUGUUGGGAGGUGAAGUGGAUGGUCUCAUGGGAGAAAAUGGUAGAGAAAGAAUUCUUCUUAGACUUCUUGGGAAAGAAGAUGAAAAUGUCCCUAAUGUUGUUGCAUCAAAUACUAGGGAAUGUGUGGUUCCGCAACCACUUGAUGAAGUUGGCCAAAGUCUUGGUCCUUCUGAUGAAGAGCUUCUGGCAAGUCUUGAGGAAAAUGAUGAAUUAAUGCUCAGUGAGGCACCUGUUGAAAGCGGAUAUUGCAGCAGAGGUACAAGUAUAAAUUCUACCUCAUAUUCUCUCCCUGCUAACACAGCAAACUCCUUGCAGCAAGGCCCUGUGGCAUACAUUACAGGGCCUGAAGAACAAAACAUGGAAGGAGACUUCGAUGACUUUCCAUUAGAUGACGAUCUGUUUUUACUAGAGGAGAUCCAGCAGGAAGAGAGACAAGUUCUGAACAGAGUUACUAGCAUGGAGAGCCAGCCACCAGGAGAAAAGAAACACGGAGAAGGAAGGAUGGAAGAUGUAUCUGAAGAAAUCACAGGUGGUUUUUCUGCAAAACAUAAUGCAAAACACGCCCAGGACUUGGAUGAUCGCUUUGAAAACAAGCUUGUUCAGGAGACAAGUAGUAAAGGCAAUGAAAUGUCAUCCAGCAUUUCUAACAUCAGAAUAACAAGCAGUAAUACAGAAUUUGAACAAUCUCCUGACUGUGUACAGACUUGCAAAAUAAACAACAAAUACCUUGCAAUUGGUUUGGAUUCUCCUCCCUUUACAUAUUUAUCAGUGUUGUUAAGUAGUAAGCCCAAGGAUAUUACAGCUGUGAAAAUUAAAGCAUUUAUAGUCACUCUUUCUGGAAGUCUGACAAGUAGUGGUGGUUUCUGGAGUGUUGCAGCAAAAAUAACUGAUGGCACAGCUUAUUUGGACGUUGUUUUUGCUGAUGAGAUUUUAACAAGCUUGAUUGGGUUUUCAGUACCCGAAAUGAAAGAGUUACGGAAAGAUCCUGUCAAUUCCUCAAAGCUUAAGGAGGGCUUGCAGAAUUGCCAGAGAGAACUGAUAGACCUUUGCUGUCUGAUGACCAUUGAAUUCAGUCCCUCCCAGGCAAAAGCAAGAGUAGUGAUUUUGCAAGAUAUCAAUGCAAAUGAUGUGGAAAAUCUAAAAAGGCGCUUACAGACGUAACACUGAAAUUAUAUUUUUGAUUGUAAUCCUAAAAAAAGUUUGCAUUGAAAUAUUUGUUUGGUUGUGCUAUCUUCGUGCAAUGUUUUAAUAAUUUCUGCCACUUUUCUGUAUUUAAGAUUAAUGUAUGAUUUAACAUGGCUUUUUUGUGUCUGUUUCUUAAUACUUCCUAAAAAUAUCAGCAAAGCAAGUUUCAGAAAUAAAUGGGAAACA
Molecule: messenger RNA, 2027 nt
Organism: Anolis sagrei ordinatus
Lineage: Eukaryota; Metazoa; Chordata; Lepidosauria; Squamata; Anolidae
Gene: RMI1
Product: RecQ mediated genome instability 1
Biological process (GO): double-strand break repair via homologous recombination; resolution of meiotic recombination intermediates
Cellular component (GO): RecQ family helicase-topoisomerase III complex; nuclear body
Molecular function (GO): nucleotide binding
Source: RefSeq, a predicted model, not a curated record